This is a messenger RNA of Protopolystoma xenopodis, 271 nucleotides long. The record is from the annotation of a GenBank genome assembly. NCBI's taxonomy places the organism in Eukaryota, Metazoa, Platyhelminthes, Monogenea, Polystomatidea, Polystomatidae.
AGUAUCCCAGGUAGAGAUGAAGUUGGUAUUUCGAGAUUUUACUAUUUCUAUUGAAUCAUCAACUAUCGCUAUCAAGAUUAGUCGUAAGGAGGAAACAUUAUCUGAUUUCGACAACGGUCAUUUAUACGGCCUUGAGAAGUUUUGGGCCUUCUUACACUACAGCGGCAAGAAAAAUUAUGAAAUGGACGAUCGUCUUGCCGAGUUGCUAAAGAAAUAUAAAACCCUAAACGAAUUCAGGAAAAACUCGAGUCUUUUAGCUGGAUUUUUUUAA